AUGAACCGAUUUCAGGGAGACUACGAGAUGACCGCGUACGCGUCGUUACGCACACCUCCCUGCACCGAACCGCGAACAUUUUCACAGGGAGCCUCGUCGUCCGAAGCCCCACCCUUUUUCUUUCUGUUUUUUUCCCAUCCGGUUGUUUCCUUGGUUUUUAUCGUGUUUCCUCAGUUCCAUUGCCAAAUUCUAUUUCUACUCACGAGAACGGAACAUGGAACACGCGCCGAUACGAAGGGUCCGGAAGACCAAAGGGGAGUUGAUGAUUGCUGA
Chondrus crispus (carragheen) is the source of this 273-nucleotide messenger RNA. RefSeq lists its product as hypothetical. The coding region runs from base 1 to 273 and encodes 90 amino acids. The transcript has a single exon. Lineage: Eukaryota; Rhodophyta; Florideophyceae; Gigartinales; Gigartinaceae. The record is from RefSeq and is a predicted model, not a curated record.